Molecule: messenger RNA, 702 nt
Organism: Thlaspi arvense
Lineage: Eukaryota; Viridiplantae; Streptophyta; Magnoliopsida; Brassicales; Brassicaceae
Source: the annotation of a GenBank genome assembly
AUGCCGGCAAAACAGAGGACGCCUAAGGUCAGCCGAAACCCUGAUCUAGUCAGGGGAGUUGGUAAAUACUCUAGAUCGCAGAUGUACCAUAAGAGGGGUUUGUGGGCUAUCAAGGCCAAAAAUGGCGGCGUUUUCCCCCGACACGACGCUAAAUCCAAGGUUGUUGCUCCGGCCGAGAAGCCCCCGAAGUUCUACCCCGCUGAAGACGUCAAGAAGCCUCUCGCCAACAGGCGCAAGCCAAAGCCUACCAAGCUCAGAUCCAGCAUCACCCCAGGGACAGUGCUGAUUAUCCUUGCUGGUAGAUUCAAGGGCAAGAGAGUUGUCUUUCUGAAGCAACUUACCUCUGGUCUACUUCUUGUGACUGGACCGUUCAAGAUCAAUGGUGUUCCUUUGAGACGUGUGAACCAGUCCUAUGUGAUCGGCACAUCCACAAAGGUUGACAUUUCUGGAGUCAGCCUUGACAAAUUUGAUGACAAGUAUUUCGGAAAGGUUGCUGAGAAGAAGAAGACCAAGAGCGAGGGAGAGUUCUUCGAGGCAGAGAAAGAGGAGAAGAAGGAGAUUCCACAAGGAAAGAAAGAUGACCAGAAGGCCGUGGAUGCAGCUUUGAUCAAAGCCAUUGAAGCAGUUCCAGAGCUCAAGACUUACCUUGGCGCAAGGUUCUCACUGAAACAAGGAAUGAAGCCCCAUGAGCUUGUUUUCUAG